Molecule: messenger RNA, 929 nt
Organism: [Torrubiella] hemipterigena
Lineage: Eukaryota; Fungi; Ascomycota; Sordariomycetes; Hypocreales; Clavicipitaceae
Source: the annotation of a GenBank genome assembly
CAAACACCACCUCGCAUUUUCUCCAGCACGACCACCAUCUACCAAAAAUGCGCGACCUCAACCCCGUCCGCACGAUCCCCAACCUUCGCGACCUCGGCGGCGUACCUGCAUCCGCCAACCGCGUCAUCCGCAGCGGCAUUGUCUUCCGCGCCGCCGCCCCGUCCUCAGCCGCCGAGCACAACGAGUCCAUAUCCGCCGCCCUGACCGAGCGAAAGAUCCAAAACACAUACGACCUCCGCUCUCUAGUCGAAGUAGCGCGCUACGACCAGAGCAACGAGCAUGCGUCUGGGAUCCUGCCGCCCGGCGUAGAGCGCAUCCCCGUCCCCGUCUUCAAGGACCAGGACUACUCCCCCGAAGCCAACGCCGUGCGGUUCAAGGACUAUGCCGACGAAGACAGCAUCCGAGGCUUCACUGCUGCAUACAAGGCUAUCUUGGAGGCUGGAUCUCCGGCGUUUGGCACAAUCCUGAAGCAUCUUGCUGUUGCCCCGCCGGCCACUCCGGCACCGCUGCUUGUGCACUGCACGGCGGGCAAGGACCGCACGGGCGUCAUUGCGGCCAUCAUCUUGUCCCUGUGUGGUGUCAAGGACGAGGCUAUUGCCGAGGAAUACGGGUUGACGCAGGAGGGACUUACAGAGUGGCGCGCCAUGGCGACGGCGAGACUAUUGAAUCACCCCGCUCUCAAGGAUAACCCGGACGGUAUUGCCAGAAUGCUCAGCGCAAAGCCUGAAAACAUGCUUGCCGCACUAAAAAUGCUGCGCGAAGAGUAUGGCUCCGUGGAAGACUACGUCGUGAACAAGUGCGGCCUGACAACGGCAGAAGUCACCCAGCUUCGCGAAAACAUGACAGUCCCAGCAUAGAUUUGCGAAUUAUGGAUGAUAUAAUCACUUAGAAAAGAAACGAACGACGAUGAUAUAGAUGCAUACAAUGCG